AGGAUUUUAGAAUCAACUUAAGUGAUUAAUUAUGAAAAGGCAUGAAGCAAUAUUCAAGGGUCAAAAUUUUAAUUCUAGGAGUUUGUUUGUACCCCCUUUUCAAUUCACAGAUGACUCAGUUGAUGAGCAGCAGGAAUCAGACCACGGUGACUGAGUUCCUCUUCUCUGUGUUUCCACAUCUGCAUGAGGGUGGCCUCCUAUUCUUUAUUCCCUUGCUUCUCAUCUAUGGAUUCAUCAUAACUGGGAACCUAAUGAUAUUCAUUGUCAUCCAGGUAGACAUAGCCCUGCACACCCCUAUGUAUUUCUUCAUCAGCGUCCUCUCCUUCCUGGAGAUCUGGUAUACCACAACUACCAUCCCCAAGAUGCUCUCCAGCCUGGUCAGUGAGCAGAAGACCAUUUCUCUGGCUGGCUGUCUUAUGCAGAUGUACUUCUUCCACUCACUUGGAAUCACAGAAGGCUGUGUCUUGACAGCAAUGGCCGUUGACAGGUACAUAGCUAUCUGUAAUCCUCUCCGUUACCCAACCAUCAUGACUCCUAAAUUUUGUAUCUGUCUGACAGCUGGCUCCUGCCUCUGUGGCUUUCUCCUUGUGCUCCCUGAGAUUGCAUGGAUUGCCACCCUGCCUUUCUGUGGCUCCAACCAGAUCCAUCAGAUCUUCUGCGACUUCUCCCCUGUGCUGAGCUUGGCCUGCACAGACACAUCCCUGGAGGUCAUUGUGGAUGCUAUCCAUGCGGUGGAGAUCUUGGCCUCCUUCCUGGUCAUCGCCCUCUCCUACAUCCGGAUCAUCAUGGUGAUUCUCGGGAUGCCCUCGGCUGAGGGCCGUCAAAAGGCUUUUUCCACCUGUGCUGCCCAUCUGGCUGUGUUCUUGCUAUUUUUUGGCAGUGUGGCUGCCAUGUAUUUGCGAUUCUCAGCCACCUACUCAAUGUUUUGGGACACAGCAAUUGCUGUUGCUUUUGUUAUCCUUGCUCCCUUCCUCAAUCCCAUCAUCUACAGCCUGAGAAACAAAGACAUGAAAGACGCCAUCGGAAGGCUCUUCCACCAUGAGAAGAGGGUGGGUAGAGCAGGGAGAUAGGUCUGCACCCUGAAGACUCUGAAAAGCCUCUUGGAAGUGCAGAA
This is a messenger RNA of Nycticebus coucang (slow loris), 1114 nucleotides long. RefSeq names its product olfactory receptor 6K6. The record is from RefSeq and is a predicted model, not a curated record. The transcript has a single exon. Lineage: Eukaryota; Metazoa; Chordata; Mammalia; Primates; Lorisidae. Gene Ontology annotation, cellular component: membrane. Gene Ontology annotation, molecular function: olfactory receptor activity; G protein-coupled receptor activity. Bases 42 to 1070 code for a protein of 342 amino acids. Gene Ontology annotation, biological process: G protein-coupled receptor signaling pathway.